Mycena indigotica is the source of this 1992-nucleotide messenger RNA. RefSeq lists its product as uncharacterized. The transcript has 11 exons. Bases 1 to 1992 code for a protein of 663 amino acids. Lineage: Eukaryota; Fungi; Basidiomycota; Agaricomycetes; Agaricales; Mycenaceae. The record is from RefSeq and is a predicted model, not a curated record.
AUGGUCAUUCGCGCAUCCGAUGCACACUGCCGUUUAGCACUCACUGCUGCGCAUUAUUUCUCCAAUAAGCUUCUCGAUGACAAUACGGAUGUCUACUCCUCUUCUAGAGUCCUCAUCUCUCUAUCUGGCAUUCUCAAUAACUCUCCUGUUUCUCCACCCGAUCUCCUUGGAUCUCAACUUGCCCAACACUUUGUGGAUUACCUUCAAGCGAACGCAACUCAACUUGGCAUCGCUCUCUUGUCUGGCUUAUAUCUCGAUACUGACGGUCAUGUCAAAUUAAUAGUUACACCUGCUGUCUAUUCCCCUGCUGGCCCACAUCUUCAACGUGCUCAUGUUUAUCUUACCGCAAUCAACCUCAAAUACGUUUGGACGACAACCAACCAGUUUUCUGACGCGCGUAUUCAUCCAUUCGCUUCAAGCUUAGCAUUGCCUUUUCGACUCCUACUCGAUAACGUAAUCGAACGCUUUUGCGUCUGGCAACUCGUAAAACGCUACCCACUUAUAUUCGGCCAUUGGAAGCAGCAACUGGAUGUCGAACGAUCAUUUUUCAAGAAAAUUUUCCGCUCUGUGUCCCGCAUCGCAACGAGAUCAAACAACUCUCAGUUUCGCAAUAAAUGUGCUCGCCGGUUCAAGUCCAUUCAAGACCAGCAUGAUGCAAACUUCGCAGCCGCAAGCUUAGAAGACGAACCAGUGCUCGAUGACGAAGAAUCACUCAGCUUAUCCCUGGAACUUUGUUAUCGAACCCAUUUGCGCCGCCCCCGCUUCAAGGGAGCUAACCAUUCAACGACAGCAAACCCCAAUUUAGCUGACGACAGCGAGUUUUCUCAAGACUUACUUACGCCUCAAUCUUCCCAACAGUUUGACGAAGAGUAUCUUUGGUCCGAUGCAACGGCGGUGCCUAUUACAGCCAAUCCUGACUUGCUACUUGGGUGCGACAGCGAUAUCAAACCAGUCCCCAUCGAGUAUCAAGACCUAUCCGAUUUCUGGGACGAUAGCGACAACGAAAUCGAAGAUAUGCUGGACCAAGCUUCACCUUCGGAUGACGACAUACGUCCCUCUACCAACGAUGAAAGCUUGUUGGACCCCGUCGGCAUCGACCGAGACGUUAGUGAGGACGACCAAUUUGCAUUGGAAUGGGAAGAAGAAGAAGACGUGGAUAGGUCAGCAGACGAGCUUGCGCUAUCCCCAAGUGCCUUGCCUGCCGACUACGGCUUCGAGCCAGAUUUGGUUUGCCAAGCGGCUUUCUCAGGCUUGUCGAGCAAGUAUUGCGAUCAUGACCUAGAGCUGGCUUUCGACUCGGACGACCCAGAUGGACUGUGCCAUGGAAAGGCAGACUCGCCAGAGGCCAGGAACGAGCUGGAGCAUCACGAUGUUAUAAUGAGUGUCGAUGGAGAAACAAUAGGCGCCGGUGAAUUCUGUGGAGUGGCUGGAUUGUUGGAAGAGGAUGAAUGGAUGGCUGCGGAUUCCCAUACCAACGCGUCGGAGAUCGAAAUGCUAAAAUCGGUGACGGCCGAGCGGUCACACUUCGUAAAGUCUUCUUGCCCUCCGCCUCCACCUUUCCCGCUUAUAACCUCUUUCUUCUCUCGCCUUCCUUUACGACCCAACACCAUAAUGCUUCCCGCCCAACGCAACAAGGUCGAUAUGAGUAAGCUCAAUGAGCAAGAGCAACUCUUGUUCGCCAAGUAUGGAAAGCUACCGACACACAAGAAUGUCCUCAUGAAGAUGCAGAAGGAUCGCAAGUAUUUUGACUCGGGUGACUACGCACUCUCCAAGGCUGGCGUGGCUCCGCAAAACGCUGUUGGUACUGCGAUUCCCAAUCCCGAAAACAUUCCCCAUGCCUCCUCCCCGCCCAUCAACGGCCACGCUGGUCUCUCCACAUCGCCUACGAAUCCCACCAGUCCGGUCAAUAAAGAGAGUGGACUUGCUCAUGACGACGAGUCCUCAACCAUUGCCACCGUCACUGAGGCGGCCCCAAUAACUGCCGAGUCGUGA